Molecule: messenger RNA, 2248 nt
Organism: Tilletiopsis washingtonensis
Lineage: Eukaryota; Fungi; Basidiomycota; Exobasidiomycetes; Entylomatales
Product: alcohol oxidase
Exons: 1
Coding region: 196-2154 (652 amino acids)
Molecular function (GO): flavin adenine dinucleotide binding; oxidoreductase activity, acting on CH-OH group of donors
Source: RefSeq, a predicted model, not a curated record
CACGCAGGUGCGCCGGGGCGGUGCAUGCGAUGCGCCGCAUGGGGUCCAGCGCAGCGCCGGUCGCACGUCCGGCACUGGCGCCAUCCUCUGCGCAACGGGCGCACACGCCGCCGGCCCUUCAUAAGGCGCCCGCUCGCCGCUCACAGCUGCGCCCACCCCACCCAUUCGCCACCCUUCGUCCACCACCCGUUCACAAUGAAGGUCACGGUCGCCGUCUCCCUGCUCGCCGUGGCGCCGUUCGCGCUCGCGGCCCCCAGCUGGCCCUCGCCGCCGUCCGACGCCGCCGCCGAGCGCCGCUUCGCCGAGCAGCUCCUCGCGUCGCGCGCGCUGCAGGCGACGCCCGAGACGUUUGCCCAGCAGCCGUUCGACUACCUCGUCCUCGGCGGCGGCACCGCCGGCCUCGCCGUCGCGGCCCGCCUCUCCGAGCAGCGCGGCAAGCGCGUCGGCGUGCUCGAGGCCGGCCCGUCGCUGCUGCCCAACAAGAGCCCCGUCACCGACACGCCCGGCUUCUUCGGCGGCAACCUCGGCAGCGACAUCGACUACAAGUACGCCACCGUGGCGCAGGACAACGGCGUGCCGUCCGUCGGCUGGCCGCGCGGCCGCGUGCUCGGCGGCUCGUCGGCGCUCAACUUCCUCGUCUGGGACCGCGCCGCCGAGGCCGAGUACGACGCCUGGGAGGAGCUCGGCAACAAGGGCUGGAACUGGGACAACAUGUACCGCUACAUGAAGAAGGCAGAGCACUUCUUCGCCCCGUCGGCCGCCGACCAGCAGCGCCUGCACCUGCAGGCCAACCCCAGCGACUAUGGCCGCGCCGGCCCCGUGCAGGUCUCGUACCCGCGCUACAUCUCCGACGCCGUCACGCGCUGGAUCCCCGCCCUCGAGGCGCUCGGCAUCCGCAAGAACAACUCGCCGCUCGCCGGCGACAACCGCGGCGCGUCGGUGCAGCCCAGCAACAUCAACCCCAAGAACUCGACGCGCUCCUACUCGGCGCCGGCGUACUUUGCGCCCGCGUCGGGCCGUGAGAACCUCGUCGUGCUCACCGAGGCCGUCGUGCAGAAGAUCGAGUUUGGCAGCAGCAGCAGCAAGAAGCGCAAGGCCGACAUCACCGCCUCGGGCGUCACGUACACCGCCCGCGGCAAGACGUACAUGGCCAAGCUGAAGGGCGGGCCCAAGUCCGAGGUCAUCGUCUCGGGCGGCUCGGUCAACUCGCCGCAGAUCCUCGAGCUGAGCGGCAUCGGCUCCAAGGCCGUGCUCGACAAGAUCGGCGUGCCGCAGCUCGUCGAGCUGCCGGGCGUCGGCGAGAACAUGCAGGACCACACAUACUCGGCCGCCGCCUACGAGCUCAAGGCGGGCAGCGUCACGCUCGACAACCUGCGCAACGACCCCGCCUUCGCCGCCGACCAGCAGCAGAAGUACAACGCGGGCGAGGUGUCGAUCCUCGACGAGACGGUGCCGGCCAUCGGCUACCUGACGCUCACGCAGCUCGUCGGCGCGCAGAAGGCCGCGCAGCUCGUUGUCAAGGCCAAGGCGUACGUCGCCUCGGCGCAGACGCCGUACAAGGCCACGCUGCGCAAGCAGCUCGAGUUUCUCGAGAAGCACGCCGACACCAUCACGCAGAUGGAGGUGAUCAACGUCGACGGCUACUUCGCGGGCUCCGCCCCGCCGGCGGCUGGCAAGUCGUACACGACGUACCUGGCGGCGCAGCAGCACCUGCUCUCGCGCGGCUCGAUCCAUGCCGUCUCCAAGGACCCGAGCGUCUCGCCCGCCAUCAACGCCAACUACUUCACCGCCGAGUGGGACCUCGACGUGGCCACGGCGGGCACCGAGUACCUGCGCCGCAUCGCCGCCACGCAGCAGUACCAGGACAACUUCAUCGUCGCCGAGACGCUGCCGGGCGCCGGCCGCGACGUGCGCGACUACACCAAGAAGACGACGGUGACCGAGUACCACCCCAUCGCCACGUGCUCGAUGCUGCCGCGCUCGCAGGGCGGUGUCGUCGACGCGGCGCUGCGUGUGUACGGCACGCGCAACGUGCGUGUCGUCGACGCCUCGGUGAUCCCGCUGCACAUCUCGGCGCACAUCCAGGCGACGAUCUACGGCGUGGCCGAGGCCGGCGCCGCGAUCAUCGCCGGCGGCCUCUCGAGCCUGCGGUAGAGAGUGGCUCCGCAUACGGGCCUGCGUGCACGGCCAGCGCCGAGCCGCGCCUCUCUCUAUAGCUUAUCCCCGCGUUCCCGGACCCCCUUCCUGG